CGUCAUCAAAGGCGACGAAACGCGGAUGUCAGAGUGCAGUAAACGAAACGUUAAGCUGUAAACUUUGAAUCGGUCGGGUUUAUCGUAUCAUCCAGAGGCAGAAGCAUGGAAGAAUCAGCUGCCAUUUAUGGAAACACUGAGAUGGAUAUGAAAGAGGACACGUGUGACAUAAACACCUUGGAGAUCAUGACUGUGACCAUUAAGGAGGAGGACUGUGAGUGGAAGUCUGAGCACCUCAAACAGGAGAGUCUCUGCAUUAAAGAAGAGGAUUAUGAACUGGUGACUGUGGGCAUUGACGAGAAGGCUGAGGAGACGUCUGCCAUCACCGAGACAAAGAAAAUUGUGUCUGUUAGACCUCGAGACGAUCAGCCAUCUCCUUCAAAUCAGUCUGGAGAAACAUUUAUAUCUAAAUUCGAGACAUCUGCUCUGUCUGUUUUACAAGAGAGGAAAAAAAAGUUUAACCAAAAAUGUAAACUUGAUGAUAAGCAGGGCCGUCGUACAAGAAAGAAGACACAUUCCUGUUCUGAAUGUGGCAAAUGCUUCAGCUGCAGUAGUCUGCUUGAGAAUCACAAAAGAGUUCACACGGGAGAGAAGCCGUAUUUCUGUACUGAAUGUGACAAACGAUUCUCACAAAUGAGCCAUCUUCGAACCCAUAAAAGAAUUCAUACUGGAGAGAAACCGUAUAGUUGUUCAGAAUGUGGCAAACGAUUCUUACAAAUGAGUUAUCUUCGGAGCCAUGCAAGAAUUCACAGCGUCGAGAAACCAUAUCGCUGUAUGGAAUGUGGCAAACAAUAUAUUUACAGUUGCAGUCUUAAAAUGCACUUAAGAACUCACAGUGGAGAAAAGCCUUAUUGCUGUACUGAAUGUGGCAAAUGCUUCAGCUGCAGUAGCCUGCUCGAGAAUCACAAAAGAGUUCACACGGGAGAGAAGCCGUAUUUCUGUACUGAAUGUGACAAACGAUUCUCACAAAUGAGCCAUCUUCGAACCCAUAAAAGAAUUCAUACUGGAGAGAAACCGUAUAGUUGUUCAGAAUGUGGCAAACGAUUCUUACAAAUGAGUUAUCUUCGGAGCCAUGCAAGAAUUCACAGUGGUGAGAAACCAUAUCGCUGUAUGGAAUGUGGCAAACAAUAUGUUUACAGUUGCAGUCUUAAAACGCACUUAAGAACUCACAGUGGAGAAAAGCCUUAUUGCUGUACUGAAUGUGGCAAGCAAUUCUCAAUAUUAGGCAACCUUCAAGCCCACCAAACAAUUCACACUGGAGAGAGGCCAUAUUGCUGCUCUGAAUGCGGAAAAGAUUUCUCAAAGAAAGUUAACCUUAAGAAACACAAAAGAAUUCACAGUGGAGAAAGGCCAUAUUGCUGUUCUGAAUGUGGUAAACGAUUCUACAGCAGUAGCUGCUUUAGGAGACACACAAAAAUUCAUACUGGAGAGAGGCCAUUUUGCUGUGCAGAAUGUGGAAAAGGAUUCAUCAGAAAUAGUCAUCUUCAGCAACACUCAAAAAUGCACAGUAGAGAGAAACAAAAUUAAAAAAUAAUGGUAAAACUGAUAUGUGCUGAUUCUUCCAAACAGUCGUGGAAACGUUUUCUUGUCUGUUUACACACAGACACGCAACAAAGUUGGCAGAUUAUGUCACUAUGCAAAAAAUACAACUUGCUGGGACCACACCACAGACCGAAUAACAGAAAAGAAAGUGGUAUUAAACAAUUAGAACAUACUAAUACCAUCUGAUGGCAAACCAGGCAAAGAUAAAAUGCUCUGAUAAAGCAUGGAUCAUUGCUGCUUCAGUCCGAAGUGAUAUUCUUGAUCAAAUAUCAAGAAAUGCAAUCUGCACAUGUGGAAAAAUUCAACUGACUUUGUAUCAGAUUAGUCCCAUCCGGAUGCCCUUCCAAUUAGCACCUUAUCAUAUCUAUUACAGAAGGAAAAUCUCUUAGGCUUGGCGUAGUACAUCAAUUAUCCCUAAGAGAAUAAAAACCAUAGUAGUGAAAAAACACUUCAAGACUGAGGAGCACUCCUGUCCUAAAAAAUAAGGAAGCCAAGCCUUUGUUGAGAAAUUAACAACAAUUUAUUUCUUGUAUAGCCCAAAAUCACACAAGGAAUACAUCAAUGGGCUUUAACAGGCCCGUUUCUGUUUUUGACAGCCUCCUGAGGAGUCAGACAAACCAGACACAGUUAGGGUCCUAGAGACGUUGGCCGACAAGCCACCUUCCCCUUUUGGCCAUUAUACAGCCGAGUUAGUGCUGGGCCAGCCAAUCUGAUGAAAGGACCCUUCUACCCAAUGAUUCCAGUGUUCCUUUAUCUGAGAUGACUAUUCCAUAGGCAAGCAGACAAAUUGGUAGUAGAGCAGUGGCACCAAGUGCCACAUGUGAGUACCAAGAAGAGAACCUGAACAGGCAAGAGUUAGUAACAGUUUAUAAAUAGCAUAUUACUUAUGUUUUUGUGCUAAUGACUAACAACAGAGAUGCAGUCUAUACAGCUAAUCAGCAGCUCUAGUCAGGGUAUGCUAAACAACAACAACAACAACAACAUUUAUUUAUAUAGCACAUUUUCAUACAAAAAGUAGCUCAAAGUGCUUUACAUAAUGAAGAAAAGAAGAAUAAAAGACAAAUAAGAAAUUAAAAUAAGACAACCUUAGUUAACAUAAAAAGGAGUAAGGUCCGAUGGCCAGGGUGGACAGAAAAAACAAAAAAAAAACUCCAGAAGGCUGGAGAAAAAAAUAAAAUCUGUAGGGGUUCCAGGCCACGAGACCGCCCAGUCCCCUUUGGGCAGUACAGCAGUAGUGAGUCUUCAGCUGGGAUUCGGAAGCUGAAAAUGAAGGGGCAUCUCUUUUAGCAGCAGCUAGACCACUCUAUAACUUUGAGGUCCUGGAGCAUAAAGUUCAACCUCUCACUGUUAUUUUAUCAAUCUUUGGAAUCAUAAGCAGACCGGCAUCUUGAGAUCUUAUGGUGCGCUUUGUUUUGUAAAUAAUGAUAAGUUCAGAUAAGAAAGCUGGACCUUAGUCAUUUAAGGCUUUAUAUUUUAAAAGUAGUAUUUUCAAAUCUGCCCUAAACUUAACUGGGAGCCAGUAUAAGGCUUUAAUAAUUGGAGUGAUGUGUUUCUACUUUCUGGUUUUUGUAAUUCUUCUUGCAUCAGAAUUUUCAAUUAACUGAAAACUCCAUAAAGAUUUGAGCUGCCAGUGAACACAGCAAAUCCUCCUAGAAAUAAAUGCAUAACUUAAUUUCUCAGUAUUAUGCAUAUCUAGAACACCCUUUUACCCUUUCGGCCCUGACAUCCUAUUACUACUACAUAUAUACGCAGCCAUUUUUGUAAAACACAGGUAUGUUUGCAGCCGUUGGAACCAGGCGUGCUACUGUUAGUGCAGACUGGAUCGAGGUGGCAGGUGGCUUCUGUACACCACAUAGUAAGUAGCUCCAUUUUCAAUUUUAUUUCUUCAAGAAGACAGAAGUAUUUGACAGCAAUUGUAUAAUAAUAGUGUUGUUUUUUUAUUUUUGAGCUUCCUAGACGCCCCAAAGGUAGAAUAUCUCACAAAAUAAUGUUUCCCAUAAAAACAGAAAAUCCAGGGCUGAAAGCGUUAAUUGUCCAAUAUUUUUAAGAUGGAAGAAAAACAUGUUUUGGAUAGAGACGUCACGAUAACAGGACUAACAAAAAGAAACCCCCCAUGUUCAUCGUGACUAAAUAUCGUAACACUAUAUAAACCGUAAAAAGAAGGGUCAUUAGGAGCAGUGCAGGUGCUCAAAUGAAAAGGAAUAAGAGCCUCAGCAGUACAGAGAAACCCCCCGGUCUCAAACGUGAAGCCCAUUCCUGUCUUGAUAGUAAGCACACCAAGAAAUUCUGAUGAAAUUACCCCAGUAAGAAGCUAUAUUGCAUGUGUGUUAAACGUUUCCUUGCUGUGGCAAUCUUCAGAAACAUAUCGUAAUAUGCAAUCUGAGGUGUGCCUGGUACGGAAUAAAACAACUCUGAUUGUUCGAUUUGAUUUUUUGAUCUACGGUAUUUCUCAAAAUGAACUUACUGGCCCAUUUUAAUGUCCUUUUAAAUCCUGUCGUCAGCUAUAAUAAGAGGCAUUACUAGAACUGCUUACAGGUGUUAUGUCAAGCCCUCACAUCAGAUUUAGGAUAGUGAAAAAGCUCAGCACCUUGACAUCAGUCAUGAGCGAUACUGAUUU
Molecule: messenger RNA, 4159 nt
Organism: Erpetoichthys calabaricus (reedfish)
Lineage: Eukaryota; Metazoa; Chordata; Cladistia; Polypteriformes; Polypteridae
Product: gastrula zinc finger protein XlCGF57.1-like
Exons: 3
Coding region: 106-1527 (473 amino acids)
Biological process (GO): regulation of transcription by RNA polymerase II; central nervous system development
Cellular component (GO): nucleus
Molecular function (GO): DNA-binding transcription factor activity, RNA polymerase II-specific; RNA polymerase II cis-regulatory region sequence-specific DNA binding
Source: RefSeq, a predicted model, not a curated record